CACGGUCAACCCAGGCGCACCGCACCGCAUCGCACGCCCGACGCGCAGCCGAAACCCUAGCUCCGCCCCGCCCCUCCCUCCCCCGCGCACUCCGCCGUCUCCGCCGCCCCCGCCGUCCUCGCGCCAUGGCCGACUCCCCGCGCCGGAGGUACACAAGGCCCUCAAGGUCCCCUUCUCCUUAUAAGGGACGCCAAAAGCAAAUGUCAAGGUCAAGAUCACCUGUAGCUCAAUCCCAGUCUAGAUCUCCAUCGCCUGAUCCUAGAGCUCAGGCGAGGUCAAGAUCUCGAAGCCCUGCGAGGGAGCGGGAGCCUGAAGCUGUAAAUCAUGGAAAUACUCUGUACAUUACUGGACUUUCUUCUAGGGUGACUGAUAAAGAACUUAGAGAGUACUUCAAUAAGGAAGGAAAGGUGGUUUCUUGCCAUGUUGUUCUUGAACCCCACACCCGUGUUUCUCGUGGAUUUGCUUUCAUCACCAUGGACACUGUUGAAGAUGCUGAACGCUGCAUCAAGUAUCUUAACCAGUCAGAACUGCAAGGCCGGAACAUCACAGUUGAAAAGUCACGCAGAGGCCGCCCAAGGACGCCUACUCCUGGGAGCUAUCUGGGCCAUCGCUAUGAGCGUAGAGAGAUGCAGCGUGGAGGUAGAUUCCGCAGAGGAGGCUAUGGUCGUGACGACUACUAUGGCAACAGCUACCGCAGGUCUCCGCCUCCCAUGUACCGAGACUACAGGGACACCCGGGACUACCCUCCCUACAGGGACACCCGCGACUACUCCCCACCCCACAGGGAUGCCCGAGACUACUAUGACGGGAGGGGUGGUCGGGGCUACUCCCCCCACAGAUCUCCCCCUCCUUAUGGUGGCAGGGCAAGAAGGGAGAGGUCUAGGUCGCUGCCCUAUUCCCCGUACCGGAUGCCCGAAAGGGGCUACGGCCGCCGUGCUGGCGGCGGAGGCUAUGACAGGUAAAGCGCUGUUGUCUCUUUGCGUCAGCAGAGGCUUGAUGUCAGGUUGGAUAAACAUGCUGCUCGUCCCGGGCCUCCCCCGAUGCUAAGAUUAUGUGUAAACUGUGCUGUCUUGGAACAAUAUGUUUGCGGAAUUUGCAAUGUUGUAUUUGUAACUUAAUGACCUUCAGACAUUUUUGUUCUAUUUGGAAUCAUCUUUGAACUAUUAAA
Molecule: messenger RNA, 1168 nt
Organism: Aegilops tauschii subsp. strangulata
Lineage: Eukaryota; Viridiplantae; Streptophyta; Magnoliopsida; Poales; Poaceae
Molecular function (GO): RNA binding
Source: RefSeq, a predicted model, not a curated record